This is a messenger RNA of Racocetra fulgida, 1026 nucleotides long. NCBI's taxonomy places the organism in Eukaryota, Fungi, Glomeromycota, Glomeromycetes, Diversisporales, Gigasporaceae. The record is from the annotation of a GenBank genome assembly.
AUGAGUUGGGGUUAUCCAAUGUUGACUAUAGAUGAAUACAUAGACCGUGAAGAGAUGCUUGCGAAUAAUGAAUUUACAUCAAAAAAUUUUAAAGUCUGGAUUUUAAUUCCAAGAAAAAGCGACACCAAUUGUAAGCCUUAUUAUACAUCAAAUAACACUGAACCAAUAAUCCUUUCACAAUGCGAGACAUUUCAACGUAAAGCUUUGAUAACGAUUUCACCUGGACGAGUUAAAGAAGCAACAUGUUAUUGUAUCACUGCUUUAUUCACUCCUCCUAAAUAUCGACACAUGGGUUAUGCUACGAUAAUGAUGAAAUUGUUGAAUGAUAAAUUGAAAUUUGAACUCAAGGCUUCAUUUUCAUACUUGUACUCCGAAAUUGGUCCUGAUUUUUAUUCUAGAUUAGGUUGGAAAAUCUUUCCGCACAAAGAGAUUAGAUUUAAAGUCGAUAAUAAAUUUUUGCCUGCGUCUGCAGAUUCCGAAAUGAUCGUUGCGAUUAAUCAAUCUAAUUUAGAAAGUGUAGUUAAUAAAGAUUGCGAAUUUAUUAAAAAGGAACUUAAGAAACUAAACAAGAAAAGCAUAGUGAUAUUACCUACUAAACCUGCUUUUGACUGGUUGUUUCAAAAAACCAAGUUUUAUUCGGGAUAUCAUGCAAGUACAGAAGAUCCAAGACUUUUUGGUGCUAUUAUUUUGAAAGGAAAAAAUGAAAAUGAAGAAAUGCUUGAAAGAUUCAUUAUGUGGAACCAUGACUUCAGUGAAAAUGAAUUAUUAAUUGUCAGAUUUCGUAGUGACUCAUUAUAUAUGACACGAUUACUAAUCCAGCAAGCUAUGCAAGAAGCUAAUAAAUUUCAGUUUAACCGAAUUAUUUUAUGGAACCCAGAUUUAAAAUUAUUCAAUAUCUCGAAAGAUUUAAAUGUCUUUGAUGGUGAAGUUGUUGAAAGAACAGAAUCAUUGCCAUCCUUAGCAUGGUAUGCGGAUGGAGAUGAUAAUGUGGAUUGGAUAUUGAACGAAAAAUAUACCUGGGUUUGA